Molecule: messenger RNA, 882 nt
Organism: Geodia barretti
Lineage: Eukaryota; Metazoa; Porifera; Demospongiae; Tetractinellida; Geodiidae
Source: the annotation of a GenBank genome assembly
AUGGGCUUGAUCGGGUGUGGUGGCAAUAUGAGCGGCCACAUCGGGCGUUUGAUGAAGAUGCGGGAUGUGGAGGUUGUGGCUCUCACAGAUCCGAGUGAGGCGAGUUUUGCGCGGUUGUUUGAGCGCGUGCCCCAGGCAGAGGCGUUGCCGAGGUUUGCAGAUCACAGGGAGAUGCUGAAUAAUGUGGAGAUGGAUGCGACGGAGAUUUCCACGCCGCAUACGUUGCAUUUUGAACAGAUUAUGGAUAGUCUGGAUAAGGGUUUGCAUGUGCUGACGGAAAAGCCGAUGGUGUGUUCGGUCGAUCACGCGUUUCAGGUGAUGGAUAAGGCAGUGGAGGUGGAUCGGGUUUUGAUGGUGUCCUAUCAACGGCACCUGGCGCCGACGUUUCGGUUUAUGCGGAAUCAGAUUCAGGCGGGUGAGAUCGGAGAGGUUCAGUUUAUUCAGGCGAUGCAAGAUCAGCAUUGGUAUGAGAAUCAACAGGGCAAGUGGCGACAGGUUCACGCGCUGUCGGGCGGGGGUCAGUUGAAUGAUUCGGGGAGUCAUUUGCUGGAUGUUGUGCUGUGGAUGGUGGAUCUGGCUCCGGCGCGGGUGUCGGCGUUUAUGGAUUAUCUGGAUACAGAGGUGGAUAUCAAUUCGGCGCUGUCGAUUGUGUUUGAGAAUGGCGCGUUGGCGAAUUUUUCUGUUGUGGGUACAGGUCCGGGUCCGGGGAUGUGGGAGGAUAUUACGAUUUGGGGCACAAAGGGGGCGAUUUAUUCUCGCAAUGGGCGGGUGACGUGCAAGUACGGUGGCAAUGCGCCUGUAGAGGUGGAUGCCAAUAGUUUGCCGUCGCGGUUUGUCGAGUCCAGAUCAAAAUUUUGUGGAUGCUAUUUUGGGGCGCGAUGA